Molecule: messenger RNA, 7919 nt
Organism: Pseudoliparis swirei
Lineage: Eukaryota; Metazoa; Chordata; Actinopteri; Perciformes; Liparidae
Gene: arhgef4
Product: Rho guanine nucleotide exchange factor (GEF) 4
Exons: 14
Coding region: 1185-6803 (1872 amino acids)
Biological process (GO): intracellular signal transduction
Molecular function (GO): protein binding; guanyl-nucleotide exchange factor activity
Source: RefSeq, a predicted model, not a curated record
AUCCCCGGCUCCGCUAGUUCAUGUCGAUGUGCCCUUGGGCAAGGCAUUAAAAUCACACACACAAAAAUCUAAAAAAUUCCUCACAAAUCCCACUCCACUUAAUUCUGUGAUUUAUAAAAAAUAUAAAAAUAAAUGUAAUCAUUUGCUAAGGAUACCUGAGAAAAUGCACCUUUCCAAUAAAUUCAAACUCAUCAGACUCUAGCUCCACCUGGAACAUUUCAAUCAACUUCUUAACUAAAAGUCUAGUGCACCACUUCCACCUCAGUUCAAGGAUGGUAAACAGAUGUGUAAUGACUCUGAUGUGAUUGUAAAUUAACUUUAAAUAACUGAGAGGAAAGAACAAAAUGUGCUUCUGUUUCCCCGUGUGAGAUCAGAGGGAUUAUAAUCUGCCUCGAGUCAAGUGGCAGAAUAAAUAACACCAACUAGGAUUGCUGGACAGCCUCUCCGUCCCUCCUCCUCCUCCUCCUCCUCCUCCUCCUCCUCUCUCAUGCAGGCUUCCUUUAUGUGGUUGGAUGCAUACAUCCGUUCUGUUGUGGAGGAACUGAACAGUUUUUUGUUGUUUUCCUGCGUCUCCAACACCGGAAACCACCAGAAGUGUCUUCAGCUUCGAGCCCCAGGAAGCCCUUCAACACUCCCCACCUCUGACGGCUCAGAGGAAGGGGGUUUGGGAUCUUUCCCACUGGAAUGGCAGAAGAGAGGAAAAGGAGAGGGUGAAACAUGUGCUAAAUAUUUUGACUCUCAACUCUUGGCACAGCGACACUCCAUCAGAUUUGAGUCUGGAGGACUCUCCGGAUGCCUUGCUAUAGGUCUUGAGAGGACAUGCAGCACCUUCCACACUGGGCAGAGAAGAAACAGAUGGAGAGAGUCAGUGACAGUCAAGGACAACCUCAGAGAAGCCAAUGAGACACUUGUUGGACGAAAAAGCCCAGAGAAGCAUGUAGACCCUAAGAUUCCCUCAAAGUCGGUCCAACUACGAAGGAACUUCAACGAGACUCGCCCCAUGAGUUGUCCAGUGUGCAGGCUGUUUCCAAAGACACUCAAGUCAAGGUUAGCACACAUCCAAACAGUUUACAUGCACAAAGCCAACCCAACACAGACACCUUUGACAAUAAAUUAAAUGAUCCAUCGGACACUCAGGAAGUGAAAUUGCGUGCACAAGCUGAAAAAAAAUCAAUCCCAUCAGAAUGAAUGAAUCGACAGACUCAGAAUCUCACACAAUACGUCUAAAUACCACCGAGGUCGAGAUAGAGAAGACAGACGUAGAAAUAUGUAACGUUCAGGACCCAGAGAAUCUUGAAUUACUCAUAACUUACUCUGUAAAAGAAAACACAAGCUUGCAUGGAUGCGAUAGCGACCGUAAUGAUCGGAAAGACCACAGGCGUAUAAUCAAUGAAGACAAAGUCAUACAGGCGAAGGACAAAAGGGACUUGUACCCAAGUGUGAGGACACAUUGUAAUGAAAAUCAUCACAAAGUAGUGAGUACCUGGAAAGACAACACAUUCAUAGCUGAUACACAUUUAAUUGACCUAUUAAAUGCACAAAUACCUGCCAGUAUUGGAAUGAGAGAACAUUUGAAAUCGGAGUCAAAUUGCACAGACCCGAAGUUAAAGACAGAUAUCGUUGUAGGAAGUCCAAACAUCACAAAGGCACAUCAUGCAAAUAGAAACAGAGACGCACUAGAUGCAGUCGGUAUACUGUCACACAAGUUGGAUAUUAGCUGUUCACAAACUCUGAGUCAAGACGGCUCCAACCAAGGCCUGACGGAGACUCUCCCUCAGGUUUCUACUAUAGAUAGAAAGCCCGAGGGUGAGGAACGGGUGUCGGGUGUCUUCUUCCAGGAGGAGCAGUUUGGGCGUGUUUGUACUUCCUCCAUUACAUUUUCCACAAAGACCACAGACUCUUUUCCAUUGGGUCCCUGCUGUACCGGGCUGACUGUGAGUCCAAAGGGGUCUACACUAUCCUCACCGGUCCGGUUGUCUGACUCAGACAGGGAGGAGCUCACCGACGGGCAACCGGAUCAAAAACGACCUCAGGUAGCAAGGUCACAAUCCUGGCAAGUUGCAGCUCUGACCCAUGAUAUAACACCUACUCACUUAGAUCAGGGGGGUGCUGUGAUUAGAACACCACUCAAUUCUAUGGAUAUGCUUUUGGAGGGGGCCCAGUCAGGUUCUGUAGAACGAGGAACUGAUUCAACUCAAAUCCAGUCUGACUCUGGUGAUGAUUCUGAGGAACGUCUGCUUCAUCACCUCAAAUGCUCAAAUAAUCUGCUUGUUUUUUCUGGCAAACAAAAAGCAGAGGAUACAUCCACUCUAUUGUCAGAGAGCUGUAUAGAAGAGAGGAGGAGGGAAGGGUCCCCCUGCUGCUCUCUUUUUUGGCAAAACAAGCAGCAGGGGGUGGAGAGUAGUCGUGUUCAUCAUGACCAGAAGUCCAUUCAGGACAGUAGCAGAGAAAACCCAGACAUAGCUCAAAAAGCCAUUUCCCAGAAAAACAAAAAAACUGAUGUCAGCAAAAUUUCUAGUCAUUGUAAGCAAGUUCAGCUCGUACUAAAAAUCCCUGAACUGCCUUGUGGCCUGAACGCCUCUUUGUCAAAUGGGACCAGUGACCCCUCGGAAGAUAUAGAUAAGUCCCAGGAAAAUUCGGAGGGGAUCCCGUCUACACUGAAUCAACAACCCAACUGGAUUAGUGAGGACGCUGAAUCCGUUCCUGGGAAAAACCUUGAUAGCUACAGCCAUUUAAGCCUGGCUCAUUCCCAUGAGCUCGAAAAACUCCAGCGAAAAAACAAUAAUGAGGAUAACAACGUCGUGAUUCUAAAGUUCAAGUGCUCUAAUUCAGAAAGAAAUGAGGGCCUUCAACCCUUCGUGUUAUGUUCAGAGAGCAGAGGGCUAUUAAUGAACAGUACCUUCAGAAAAGGACUCUAUUGUAGCCAACUAGGGGCUCACAGCUUACUGAACAGAAGAAGACGCAGCCUAUACAAAUCACUUGAGGAAUAUAUGGCUGAGGAGUGUAGAGUUCACACACAGGUCCGAUUGCCAGCUCCACAGCACGAGGUGAGGGUAGUAAGGUACUCAGACCCCGAUGUCAGCCUCAACCUGCUUGCUGUCAGUAGUUUAGAGCCAAUUUUGGAGGCUGAGCGUUCACCAGAAAAGCAUGGCACAACAGAGGAUGUUUUCAAAAUAGAAAAACAGAAAGAAUAUGAUGUUAUAAGGCCCCCUGAGAGAGUUGUGGAUCUUGCUUUCCUUUCAGGGGACACGUCCAGUCCCAAGAGACCACACCACCUGCCUGAGCAGGAAGAAGCGUCUUUUGAGUUAGAACCCGAGGCGAACCCUUCAACACCUGUUCUAUGUGGUAGUGGAAAAGAGUACUGUAGUCCUAUGAGUGUUACCUAUGGUGCUGUGCCACACACCUCAGCUAUCAGCAACUGCAAUGAGUUACAGAAUCCUCACUUUGCUAUUCCAGCCAGAAAUGCCGACCUUGAAAAUAUGACCAAGAGAUGCAAAACAAAAAGCAACCAGACAGGAAUUAAAGACUCUAAGAUGUCUGUCUUUGCUAAAAUGCCUUAUUUUAGGAAAGCAAAGAGCUCAAAGGAUUCCAAAGGUGAGGAGGUACCCCAGGAGUCAUCCGAUGGGGGAGGUGAGGGCCUUCUGUCUGAGCAAGUGGCAAAGAAGGACAACUCAGAUGUUGAGUCUUUUCUCAAAAAGGACAUCCUCAACCAAACAGUCCACCAAACAUUUUCCUCAUUGGAUUACAAAAUAGAAGAAGAAGACUACGACUUAUCCUCCUCUACUCAUGUCCGUCAGCUCGUCGGCCAAAGGAGUAGUGGGGAGGAUAACGAAGGGCAAUGCCCAGGGAACCCCUUCCUCAAGGAAGUCAAGUCACCUGAUGAACAAACCGACAAGAGGAGCAAGAGCAUUGACAGUUUAAACAUCUGCAUGCGCUUUGCACAAGCACACAAGUCCCUUUCCAGCCUGUUUGAGUCCCGUUUCAUGUACAAGGAUAACGAGGAGCGGGCCACCAAACAAUCCUGGAGGAAGACAAAAAAGGCUCCGGAGGCUGAGCCGCUGAAAAGAACUCUUUCAGCUGGGGAAUAUACAAACUCAGCUUCUGGGCGUGGCUGUCGAGAGAUACCGUCUUCUCCACGCCUGGGCAGUUCAGGGUUACCGUCCUCCCUCAGAGCUCUUCCCCACACUGAUCCCAUCGCCAAGCGGGGAGUUCCACAGGGGAGUAGCAAGGAAAACCCCCAUGGGUGUAAAUCUGAGGGCCAGAGAAGAAAAUGUUCCCCAAGUCAAUCUACCCCACUCUGUGCGUCUGGCCUACCUCCCUUUCUAGAUGACACCGCAGUCCCACAGCCCAAUCACACCAGCCCUGUUUCACCUUUAAGAUGCCACUCACUAUCCACCCUUUCUUAUCCGUUUUCGCCAACCUGGGUCAAGGCACACCCAGCGGCCAGGGAGGGCUUGACGAAGAGCCCCCUACGACCAAUGAGCCCUAAACCUAACAGUCCGAUGCCAGCCGGUCAGCGUACACAUUUUUACUACCCUCUCUCACCAAAGGCCUGUUCAGUCUGUCCUAUUGUUCUGGGCCAGUCGAUCAGCAUGGAGGGAUUAACAGAACCCCCCGAGAGACCCAGGACCCUAAAACCCUCAACUAGCCCUCUAGGCCUCAGCCCUCUGGAAGCAACCGAAGGCAGUAUCAGCUACUCACACAUCAGCCUGUAUGCCAUUGGCUCUAUCAACACAUUAGAGGGUCCACAGCAGCGUGGUCGGACUGUCAGCCUGCCCGGAUCAAGAAGGCCGUUGGAGGAUGAGGGGGCGGCCUCCGAGGGUCUCGGCGGGCCGAGGACCGCCUGCUGGAUGGAUGUGGCCUUCGAUGGCAUCGGUCAGCAGCGAAGACGAUGUUUCUCAGAUGACGUCUGGUUUGAAGAGCAAAAGAAAAACAAACGCAAACUGUCCAGAGCCAUCAGGGGGAGCGUGGGACAACUCAGCACACUGACACCUGAGACUGAUGCAGGAGUCAUCUUGGGGCCCGUUGAGGCGUUCCAGGGGAGGCCCCUCAAAGCCCACUGCUUCUCUCAGAGCACCCCCAUUGGUCUUGACUGCCCGGGCUGGAGAAGACGCGUCUCCUACUCCUCGCUGGUCGUCCCCGACGGGGCGUCAGAGAAGGCGGGGCUUGCGGGCGAGCUGGGCAGCGAGGAGGAUCUGCUCUACGAAGAGUUUCGCGGUUCCGUGCAUCACUUCGGGAACCCGGGAGGAGGCGGAGGAGAGCAGCUGGCCAUCAACGAGCUGAUCAGCGACGGCAGCGUGGUGUACGCCGAGGCCCUCUGGGACCACGUCACCAUGGACGACCAGGAGCUGGGCUUCAAGGCCGGUGACGUCAUCGAAGUAGUGGACGCCACCAACAAGGAGUGGUGGUGGGGUCGCUUCAUGGACAGCGAGGGCUGGUUCCCCGCCAGCUUUGUACGGUUGCGGGUGAACCAGUAUGAGCCCAUGGAGGAGUAUCUGGCCCAUCUGGAGGAGGCUGAGGCUGGAAGGGAGAACCGGGCCGGUCUGGGACCUGGUCUACCCUGCAAAGAACAGAUGAGGACCAACGUCAUCAACGAGAUCAUGAGCACGGAGAGGGACUACAUCAAGCACCUGAAGGACAUCUGCGAGGGUUACAUCAAACAGUGCCGCAAGAGGACCGACAUGUUCACCGAAGAGCAGCUUCACACCAUCUUUGGCAAUAUUGAAGAGAUCUACCGAUUCCAGAGGAAGUUACUGAAAGGCCUGGAGAAGAAAUUCAACCGAGAGCAGCCUUACCUCAGCGAGAUCGGCUGCUGCUUCCUCGAACACCAAACAGAUUUCCAGAUUUAUUCCGAGUAUUGCAACAACCACCCCAACGCUUGCGUCCAGCUCUCUAAACUGGUGAAGGUCAACAAGUACGUGUUCUUCUUCGAAGCCUGCCGACUCCUCCAGAAGAUGAUCGACAUCUCCUUGGACGGCUUCCUGCUGACUCCAGUUCAGAAGAUCUGCAAGUACCCGCUGCAGCUAGCCGAGCUGCUGAAAUACACCAACCCACAGCACAGGGACUACAAAGACGUGGAGGCGGCCUUAAAUGCCAUGAAGAAUGUGGCGAAGCUGAUCAAUGAGAGGAAACGGCGUCUUGAGAACAUUGACAAGAUUGCCCAAUGGCAGAGCUCCAUCGAGGACUGGGAGGGAGAAGACGUCCUUAGCAGAAGCUCUGAUCUGAUCUUUUCGGGAGAGUUGAGCAAGCUGUCCCAGCCUCAGGCCAAGAGCCAACAGAGAAUGUUUUUCCUCUUCGAUCACCAGAUGGUUUACUGCAAAAAGGACCUCCUGCGGCGGGACAUGCUGUACUACAAGGGUCGCAUGGACAUGGAUUACAUGGAGGUGAUAGACGUGGAGGAUGGCAAAGAGAAGGACUUCAACAUCAGCGCGAAAAACGCUCUGAAGCUUCGGGCGCCGGCCGGUGACGGAGUCCACCUCCUGUUUGCCAAGAAGCCGGAGCAGAAACAACGCUGGCUGAGAGCCUUCGCCGACGAGAGGAUCCAGGUCCAGCAUGACCUGGAGACAGGAUUCUCUCUUACAGAGCUCCAAAAGAAACAGGCGAUGCUAAAUGCCUGCAAAAGCCAUCCGGCUGGGAAACCCAAAGCAGUGACCCGACCGUACUGCGACUUCCUCCUGCGCCAGAAGCACCCGGCCCUCCCCGCCGCUCCGCCCCGGCAGCAGGUCUUCAUGCUGGCCGAGCCCAAGCGCAAGACGUCCACCUUCUGGCACAACAUCGGCCGAUUGACACCCUUCAAGAAGUGAAGAGAACGGAAGACGUGGAGCAACCAGAGGAGAAGAAAGAGAGGAGCUCUCGGCUCGUGCCUGAUCGACCCUUUUUAGUCAUCUCGUUUCUUUCCUACGUGUAACAUUGCCCUAAUUGACACAUACUGAUUUAUUGUAUAGAUGACGAUGAUUAUCACGAGGAGGUCGUUUCGUGAAAGCACUUUAUCGGUUGGUUAACAAUCACACUUCAGAAUGGAAAGGUCCUGGAGACGCCGAGUCAAACAGGAAGUGGAUUCUUGCUUGACGACUAGUACUACUACUCAAACUACUCCUACUACCACCACUACUACACCCUCAAGCAAGCGCAGUUGGUAUUAAUCCUUCUGCUGUCAAAGAGCGCAGGACUCCUGAUCAUGCUGCUUCCGUGAAGACGUUGGCCGUCUUACACAAUUGUGUCAUUUAUUUCCACCGUUGAAAAAAAUGUUUUAUGAUUUCACAGAUGCCAAGGGAUCACCGUGUCGGCCACUUUGUUUUAUUUAGUUUGUUUUCAUGUAUGUUUAUGAGGGGAAAAAAGGGACAAACGGGGGGGGGGGGGGGGGUAGUAUACUGAUCUUUUCUCUGUGCAAAUAUAUAAUCGGGAUUCUUUCCUGUUUUGUGAAAUGCACAUGUCAGGAUUUUGGUUUUCUGUACGUCUCUGGCGCCUCUGUGUGUAAAACACUCGACACACGUCAUCAAACGCAAGAAGAAAAAUUCAACCGGCGACACAUUCCUCGAGUCCGAUCCUCGACUCCUUCUACCAUGUCAAUGAAAUUAAACAACCUGUUCUUUCUUUUUUCUUCUUUUUUAAAGUGCCAUUUGAAGUGGGCCGUGAAUGACUUACAACGGCGUGCAUGGAUGUGAUGAAGAAAAUGACUGUGAAAAUGUUUUCUUUUUUUAAUCUCUUGAAGAACCCAUAGCUAUAUUUAACCAAAUUCAGGAUCUGAGGUUUCAUGACAGCAUCACACACCAAUGUUAUGUGAUCUCUCCGUGCUCCCGGUCUCCAGUAUCAUCUGAUCUCAGAUCAGUGACAUCCACCCUGUAAGUGCUCGUUUCCCCUGUUAUCUUCAAAUGAUUUGAGCCUCUGACUACAUGGAAUAUUAAACAUUCCUAAGCUUA